UAGCUUAGCGCGAAGAACUCACGCACGAGGUAGCUCGCACGUCACCGUGUGCGUCCCUCAGGAGUAGCCGCAUGUUCCGUUUCGGGCCUCGUCGGCUACAAUAGAUCGGCCGGUGGCCGGUCGUCACCCAUGACGAAGCCGGCGCGUCGCUUCCGCAGGGUGACAUCCCAAGGAGCCUUCUAGGAAAACCUCGAGCCGGGGCUCCGGCCACUCUGCCAUGCACUGCUCGUGCCCUGCGUACCGCUAACCUUCUUGGUUGUUGGCGUCAUUCCAUACAUAAUAUGGUUGGUGCCAAUGGCCGGGAGCGAAGCUGGGACAUAUAUUCUAUCAUAUCCCGGAUCCUAAGAUCCUAGUAGUACGCGACGUCACCAAUGGAGGAAAUUGGACUCGCGUGCAGCGUGCUGGCCUUGAUUAAUCGGAUAAUCACAGCCCCUUUGCUCUUGUUAGCGGAGAGAUCGAUCCAUCGAUCCAUCUCGUCUAUAUAUAUAUAGCGCCGGACAAUCUGUAGCUUCGACGCCGCAAUUCAAGCAGUUAUACUACACUGUACAGUACACUUCUAUACACACGCGCGCGGGAAUUCAAUGGCGGUUGACUCCAUGGAAUUGGAAUCGGUGGCCUUGGUCGCGGUGCCUUUCCCGGCGCAGGGCCACCUGAACCAGCUCAUGCACCUCUCCCUGCUGGCCGCGGCGCGGGGGCUCUCCGUGCACUACGCGGCGCCCGCGGCGCACCUCCGGCAGGCGCGCUCGCGCCUGCACGGCUGGGACCCUCAGGCCCUCGGCUCCGUCCAGUUCCACGACCUCGGCGUCUCGGCGUUCGAGUCCCCGGCGCCCGACCCGGCCGCCCCGUGCCCCUUCCCGAACCACCUCAUGUCCAUGUGGCAGACCUUCACCACCGCCGCGCGCGCCCCGCUCGGCGCCCUCCUUGAGCGCCUCUCGGCCACCCACCGCCGCGUGGUCGUCGUGCACGACAGGCUCAACUCCUUCGCCGCCGUCGAGGCGGCGCGGCUGAGCAACGGCGAGUCGUUCGCGCUGCAGUGCGUGGCCAUCUCGUACAACAUCGGAUGGCUGGACGCUGAGCACCCGCUCCUGCGCGACAACGACCUCCAGUUCCACCCCAUCGACGCCUGCAUGUCCAAGGAGUUCCUGGAGUACGUCUUCCAGACGGAGAAGGAGAUGGAGGAGCAGGGGGGCGUGCCCACCGCCGGCAUGGUCAUGAACACGUGCCGCGCACUCGAGGGCGACUUCAUGGACGCCAUCGCGGCGCACCCGGUGUUCAAGGACCAGAAGCUCUUCGCGGUUGGGCCACUGAACCCGCUGCUGGACGCGACUGCCCGGACGCCGGCGAAGACGCGGCACGAGUGCAUGGAGUGGCUCGACAAGCAGCCGCCGGCGUCGGUGCUCUACGUGUCCUUCGGGACUACGUCGUCUCUCCUGGCAGAGCAAAUCGCGGAGCUGGCAGCGGCGCUCAAGGGCAGCAGGCAGAGGUUCAUCUGGGUAUUGCGCGAGGCCGACCGUGCCGACAUAUUCAAGGAGCCCGGCGAGAGCCUGCACGACAAGCUGCUCUCUGAGUUCACUGAAGAAACUGAGGGGACUGGGCUGGUGAUCACCGGGUGGGCGCCGCAGCUGGAGAUCCUGGCGCACGGCGCCACGGCGGCAUUCAUGAGCCACUGCGGCUGGAACUCGACAAUGGAGAGCCUGAGCCACGGCAAGCCGAUUCUGGCCUGGCCAAUGCACUCCGACCAGCCGUGGGACGCGGAGCUUCUCUGCAAGUACCUCAAGGCCGGGCUCCUGGUGAGGCCAUGGGAGAAGCACAGCGAGGUGCUACCGGCGGCGGCCAUCCAGGAGGUGAUCGAGGAGGCGAUGCUCACGGACAAAGGGAUGGCGGUGCGGCAGCGGGCGAAGGUGCUCGGCGAGGCCGUUCGCGCCGCCGUGGCCGACGGCGGCUCCUCGAGCAAAGGCCUGGACGACUUCGUUGCUUACGUCACAAGGUGAUCAUCGUAUCUGUGCAUGCCAUAGACAGAUACGCAUUGGGUGGUUUGGUCUGAUCGGAUGUGUUUGAAACUUUUGAAUUAUGCCUUCUACGAAAGCUGCAUUUCAGUA
Molecule: messenger RNA, 2099 nt
Organism: Triticum aestivum (bread wheat)
Lineage: Eukaryota; Viridiplantae; Streptophyta; Magnoliopsida; Poales; Poaceae
Product: putative cis-zeatin O-glucosyltransferase
Exons: 1
Coding region: 582-1991 (469 amino acids)
Molecular function (GO): UDP-glycosyltransferase activity
Source: RefSeq, a predicted model, not a curated record